Messenger RNA from Nasonia vitripennis (jewel wasp), 2156 nucleotides. RefSeq names its product tubulin polyglutamylase complex subunit 2. Gene Ontology annotation, biological process: protein polyglutamylation. Lineage: Eukaryota; Metazoa; Arthropoda; Insecta; Hymenoptera; Pteromalidae. Bases 97 to 1023 code for a protein of 308 amino acids. The record is from RefSeq and is a predicted model, not a curated record. The transcript is spliced from 3 exons.
GGCCUAGCCCAGCGUUUCGACCGACAAAUCACUCGGCUUUCGAUCGUCCUCGAACGAGAGUUUAAAUUCGACGGUGCUAGUGUUUUCCAAUCGACCAUGUCCUUCUUCGUGGACAUGGUCAGCGAGGACUCGUUCUACGAGAACCUCACUCUCGGAGUGUCAAGGCUGCUCGAGGCGAAUCCCUGUGUCAAGAACGUCCAGCUGGAGAGGAGAGGCGCCUGCGAUAGAGCUGCGCUGUCUACUUGGGAGCAAAAACACUGCUGUUUGCUGACGGAGGACUUGAGGAAUUUUUACACGUCGACCGACGGAUUCCUGCUCACCUGGAGCCUUGAGAUAUCGGGCGAGGAGUUCCCGAUCGGCCGAAUGGAGAUAAAGGACCUCUCGAGCCUGAAGCGCCACAUCGGCAGCGGCACCUCGGGCAAAGAUCAACAGGCGGAGAACAGCGGCAGUAGCAGUAGCAGUGCAACCACCAGCACAGCCGACGAGGUCAAAGCCUUGACGUCGCUGGUGGAGCCCACCUUCGGAGGCUCGCGUUGCAAGCUCUUCGAGCUUGCCGAGUGCGCCGACUGCCGAGUCUUCCUGGCCCAUCAACUCCAGCCGGACCAGGACGAGCCGUCGGUCUGGCUUCACAGCUCCACCACCCAGCGGUGGUACCAGCUGGCCGACAGUUUCUCCAAGUACUUCCGGAUGAUGCUCGUGCACCUGGGACUGCCGCUCUGGCAGAUGUGCGCCGCCGGGCUGCAGCUACCUACGUGGCUCGAGCAGGUCUACCUGCUGGUGGGACCGCACCUGCUGCAGUCGACCCAUCCCCCCAUCCCGGCGGCGAGCGCGUCCGUGGAGACGAGCCUCUGGUCGGACGGCCCGACGAACCUCAUCGAUCCGGCGGUCUUCAGGGGCAAGGAUCACGCCGGCGGCGGGGGCGCCAGGCAGAAACAGGGCAGCAACGCGGCCACCGCCGGAACGACGCCGGGCACGACAACGACGACGACGGGCAACGCCAGGAAGAAAUCCUCUUCCCACUGACGGGGUCCUUGGCCUAAUUGGCAAGCGCCGGCUUUGCGACAGCACAGGCACGCGCGAGCGCUAACGGCUUGCCAGCAGCGACUCCGGUACGUAUUUUUCCGCUGCGCGAGGAGAGGAGAGGCUGAUGCGGUACGCACUUCUAGCUCAGUUUCGGACGCCGAUCGAUUCGACCCAAUAGCGCUGCGGCUCUGCUGCUCUGCUGGCUUAUCGUCGCGCUCGCCGCGCUCUUCGAUUCGCAAUUUCGUGUACGACUCGAUUGAGCUUUCGGGAGCUUGCACGCGCGUGUGUGUUGUGUGUAUGUCUGUGUGAUAGCAACGAGUUUAUAUAUACGUACCGCUGUUGUCUUUCUCUUCUCUCGCUUUUUCAGAAGGAGAUUCCUAACGAGCAUAGCUCGUAGCUGAGAUAAGUACACCCCGCAGGAACCCAUUCUGUACUCGUCUGUUUCUGUCAGUAUCUGCAAUGAGAAAGGAAUUCAAAAGUUGAGCAAGCUCUUUAAAAAAGUACUGGAACGCUCGGCUUCUCUAACUUUUUUUUUCAAAGCUAGGCUGCUUUUUCGACAGCGACCUCGAAUGCGCGCUUGCCUUUGGAGAGCAAAAUUUACAUGUACGAGCAGGUUAUCGGGUGAAUCGAAUGAACCUAUUAUUGUCAUUUAUUAAAUCAGAGAAAUAUUAUGUAAAUAUUAUGAUGUUAGUUGGACUGCAAUGCCGAUCAAUGCAAACGCGCCAAAUAGUACUUAUGCGUUAUACAAAAUACUAAAAACUCCGCGAUGAUUACCAACACUGUAAAUUCGUAGAAUACAAAGCAAACGCGUUGUGCAACGAAAGCAAACAAAAGAAGUUGAAGCAGAGCUACGGAUAUAUUCUAAUUUUAAGAAGAUUAUUAUAGUCUCUUGAGUACUGGAAGCAAAACAUUUGGAAUUUAUGGAGUGACGAGAUUGGCGCCACUCUCUUAAUUAACCUCGUACGCGGAAUAGAAUGUAUGUACGUAUACGGAAGCAUUAAUACUGGCUGCUUCAGCGUAUGUAUGUUAUUUCAAAGCAUCGUAUGAAAACACAGAGUUGUGUUAUCUUGUAAUGUACUUCUGUAAUUUGCACAGAAUUUUUUAUAAAAUUAAAAAAAUUAAUUCAAAUUUCA